AUGUUGUCAUUUGUCCUGAUGCCAGUCUGGAAGAUGCAAAAAAAGAGGGACCUUACGAUGUGGUGGUUCUGCCAGGAGGUAAUCUGGGUGCACAGAAUUUAUGAGUCCGCUGCUGUGAAGGAGAUACUGAAGGAACAAGAGAAGAGGAAGGGCCUCAUCGCUGCCAUCUGUGCAGGUCCUACAGCUCCGCUGGCUCAUGAAAUAGGUUUUGGAAGCAAAGUUUCAACACACCCACUUGCUAAAGACAAAAUGAUGAAUGGAAGUCAUUACAGCUACUCCGAGAACCGUGUGGAGAAAGACGGCCUGAUCCUCACCAGCCGGGGACCAGGAACCAGCUUCGAGUUUGCUCUGAAGAUCGUCGAGGUGCUGGUCAGCAAGGAGGUGGCUGACCAAGUGAAGGCUCCGCUGGUUCUUAAAGAUUAA
Rangifer tarandus platyrhynchus (Svalbard reindeer) is the source of this 423-nucleotide messenger RNA. The record is from the annotation of a GenBank genome assembly. NCBI's taxonomy places the organism in Eukaryota, Metazoa, Chordata, Mammalia, Artiodactyla, Cervidae.